GUGGUCCAUGUAAGGAGCGGUAAAGACAGGAAGUCCUUCCUCGAUGAAGAAAACUUGUAUUGAGUGCGGAAGUGAAACAUAAGUUCAGUUGGCCACACAAAGGACGCGUUAACGGCAUAAACGGAGGUCAUUAAAACAGCCAUCUGAGAUUUAGCUACAGCAUGGCCACCGCAGAGACGGUGUACAACACCACCACAACAGUGCAGGAGCCCAAACCCAGAAGGUUCAUCGUGCCAUCAGAGAACCUGGACACAGUUAGAUUCGGGAUAAAAGUGAUUGAAGUGCUCCUCUCGUUUGUGGCUUUUGUGAUGGAGGAGGCCGUGUCCAGCUGUUCGCAGUGUGGACCGCUCUACUUUUUUGAAUUUGUCAGUUGCACAGCCUUCCUCUUCACGCUGUUGCUCCUCAUCCUUCUGGCCACAGUGUUGCACCAGAAAGUUGGAAUUAACUGCUGGCCGACUCUGGACUUCGGAUACACAAUAGCCAUGGCAAUGUUCUUCAUGCUUGCCAGCAUUGUGUUUGCGGCAGACAAUGGUCAGACAGAUCUGGAGCGAGGCGCAGUGGCGUUUGGCUUCCUGGCCACGGGGGCCUUCUUUGUGGACUUUGUUUUGUUUGUGAAAAAACAGGGCAUUCCUUGCCGAAAGGGAAACAACCAACCAGCAGACCGCACACCCAGACCAGAGAGUGAAAAACUUAACUCUAAUGGAACUGACUCCGUGAACUGAAGCUUCUAGAAGCAGUUUGCUGCCAUAUUCAAAAGCUUUUUCCCCUUUUUAAAAAAAAUUUUUAUACAUGAGAAACGUUUUUACCCAAAGAAAAAAAAAAAAAAUUUCCAUUUCAGUCCGUUUGUAACUGGCAUGUUGAACCAGUUUUAUAUUGUGUCUGAAAUAUUGUAUAUUUUUUAUAAUUUUCCAAGUGAAGUAAACAGCAUUAGACAAUAUCCUUUAUAAAACAAACAAAAAUAUAUACUCUGUAUGGCCAUAUUUAAUUAAUUCGUCAUUUCCUUAUUGGAGUGUAUUUGCUGCACAAUUUUAGGCAAUUUAUUCUUAUGAAAUACAAGUACUUUUUAUCCAGUACAAAAAGAUGCAGUGUAUUUCUUAAAGAAGUACUCAUUGCUGAUUGUUUUUAUAGUCAUAUCUGCUUUCCUGAAAUAAUAUAUUUUGGAAAAAAUUUGGAUUUGAUCAUGUUGACAUUAUUAUUACCUGUUUUAACAGCACAGGAAUAUGAUAUUGGAUCAGAAGUAUAAAAAAAAUCAUGAAAUAUUUUAUUUUUGACCCUUGCACUGUAUACAAAAAUGUCAUUAAAUCAUUUUACCUGUAAAGUUAUUUAAUGAAUGUGGUAACAGCAACAUGAAGAUGUUAUGGCCCUGUGAUGAUCAUGUUUCGCUGUGCAAGGGAUGUCGGGGGUGUACAGUCAGAUUAUUAUUAUUAUUAUUUUUAAUUAAAACAUCAAUUUUGUAUUGUGUGGGACUAGAAAUGUUGUAUAUUUUCUUUUGUUCUUCAUCUUGUUCCACGUGAGUCCAGAUUGUGUUUUUUGUGAGCGUGUUUAUCUAUGAACCUGAAUAUCCUUUCCAAACAGAUAUUUGUCUUCAUGUGGAGGUAUGUGCGUGUAGGUGUUUUUUUUAAAUGCCCGUAGAGAUGAAUGGACUGCAAGUUUUGUGAGACACUAAUCAGCUUGACGCUUCCACCCUCCUGAGCUGUACAUCUGACUGCUGCUUCCUUAUGUUAAUUAAACAUUGUGUAUAUUUUAAUUCCUGAUAUUGUGUUGAUGCUUUGAACAUUGAUUUGACAUUUUCUUAUUAUUCCUUCAUAAGAUUUGGAUCCAUCAUUGAGUUCAUUGUAAUCUUUGCUAAGGAAUGUAUGACUUUUAAAAUGAAAAGACUAAGGGGUCUGAUCGAAAACCAGCAUUGUGUCUACAAAAGGUCCCAUGGAACAUUUUACAGCACUGUUUUUGUAAACGUCAUCUAUGCAUUCCAGUUUAACAAUAAAUAGCGGGCUCCG
Molecule: messenger RNA, 1997 nt
Organism: Carassius auratus (goldfish)
Lineage: Eukaryota; Metazoa; Chordata; Actinopteri; Cypriniformes; Cyprinidae
Product: CKLF-like MARVEL transmembrane domain-containing protein 6
Exons: 5
Coding region: 162-722 (186 amino acids)
Cellular component (GO): membrane
Source: RefSeq, a predicted model, not a curated record